Aspergillus campestris IBT 28561 is the source of this 1143-nucleotide messenger RNA. Its product is annotated as 3-oxo-5-alpha-steroid 4-dehydrogenase family protein. The transcript is spliced from 2 exons. Gene Ontology annotation, biological process: lipid metabolic process. Lineage: Eukaryota; Fungi; Ascomycota; Eurotiomycetes; Eurotiales; Aspergillaceae. Gene Ontology annotation, molecular function: oxidoreductase activity, acting on the CH-CH group of donors. Bases 1 to 1143 code for a protein of 380 amino acids. The record is from RefSeq and is a predicted model, not a curated record.
AUGGGCGCUAUCUCAUCUACCAUCCAAUCCCUCCCCCCACUGGGGGAUUUCAUCCGGCUCACGCCAGAUGCUUACAGGGUAGCUCUCAACAUCUUCCAAUACUUUCCACUGUUCACAACCCUCGAAUGGCUCACCCCCUACUACCCCGCCGGCAAAAGCUCCCUCCCAAAAGCCACCCUCAACAUCCCCGGCCGCCUCGGCUGGAUGCUAAUGGAGCUGAUCGGCCCCCUCAACCUGCUUUACAUACUACGCACACAAUGCUCCAACCUCGGAAUCGACUCUCUGCCCCUCCCCAACAAACUCGUCGUCGCGCUUUACCUCAUCCACUACGUGAACCGCGCGAUCGUGUCGCCCUUGAUGGCGCCCAGCGUGUCGCCUACGCAUGUGUUUAUCGUGGCGUCGGCUGUUUGCUUCAAUUGGUUGAAUUCGACUUGUUUGGCGGGGUGGGUGCUUGGGUAUGAGGUUUUGUGGGAGGGGUUUGAGGAUCUGGCUUCUUCGGGUGCUGCCGUGUCGGCUGGGAAUGGGAAUUCGACGGCGGUGUGGGUUACGUCUCUGCUGGGGACGCUGGUGUUUGCGCUGGGUAUGGCGGGGAAUAUUUAUUCGGAGAGGACGCUUUUCCGUCUGCGUCGGGAGGAAGUCGCCAAACGUUCUUCCUCCUCAUCUUCAUCUACCUCCUCCUCAGCCCCCACCGAAGAGAAAACCACCUCUACACCCAAAGACACCACCAACAAGGAGUCAAAGAAUAAAUACUCCAAAGUCUACGUCAUCCCCCCGCCCAAAGGCCCCUUCACCUCAAUUCUCUACCCGCACUACGUCUUCGAAUGGGCCGAAUGGUUCGGUUUCGCUCUCGCCGGCACAGCAAUCCAGCCACUUCUCAUUCCCUCCUUGCUCGCAGGUAUCGGGUCCAAGACGGCUGUCACGGCUGUGUCGCCGCUGCGCCUGGCCCCGUGGUUUGUGCCGGCUGCGAAGGUGGCUGGUGCGCUUGGUGUGCCGUUGCCGCUGGCGGGGUUGGCGUUUGCUGUGAAUACGGUGGCGAAUCUGUUGCCGCAUGCGAGGUGGGGACGGAAGUGGUAUGUUGGGAGGUUUGGGGAGGAGGGGGUUAAGGGGAGGGGGGCGGUGGUGCCUUGGUGUCCGUGGCUCUAG